Durio zibethinus is the source of this 1934-nucleotide messenger RNA. RefSeq names its product putative receptor-like serine/threonine-protein kinase At4g34500. The record is from RefSeq and is a predicted model, not a curated record. Gene Ontology annotation, biological process: protein phosphorylation. Gene Ontology annotation, molecular function: protein kinase activity; ATP binding. NCBI's taxonomy places the organism in Eukaryota, Viridiplantae, Streptophyta, Magnoliopsida, Malvales, Malvaceae.
CCCCUAACUUUCCCACUCUUCAAGCCCUCAUUGGAAUCUUUCUUUCUUUCUCUCUCUUAACAUUUUCUUUCACUUUCCCGAGAAAAUUCGAUAUAUCGCCGGAACUAAUGCCGGUCACCGGCGAAACCUACGACGACAACAAAAGCAACUCUAUAACUCAAAUUCUUUCAUCAAAAACACCGCUGUUCAACCUUAAACUCUACUUAGUAAUCUCCAUUCUCGUAGUCUUCAUUCUUCUGUUUUCUUUUACAAUCUUCCUGUGUUUCCGUUUAAACAGAAACUCGCGCAAGCGGAGAGUGAAGCAUAGCUUAGGUCUAAUCCCGUUGGUCUCUAAAGAGAUCGUGGAGAUAAAGGCGUUGGAUCAAAAUGUAGAUUGCUUUACUGACGAGGGUAAAACUGGAAAUGUGGUUCCCAAGAAGAGUAGCGAAGGUGUUAGCGAUGAUACCUCGGGAGCCAGUGACUUGUCGGCGGAUGUUCAGAAUAUCGGGUGGGGUCGGUGGUAUAGCAUGAAGGAGCUCGACAUGGCGACACGUGGAUUCGCCGAGGAAAAUGUGAUCGGUGAAGGUGGAUACGCCGUCGUAUUCCGAGGCAUUUUGCAAGACGGUUCUGUCGUUGCUGUAAAAAAUCUGCUUAACAACAAGGGCCAAGCAGAGAAGGAAUUCAGCGUGGAAGUUGAAGCCAUUGGCAAAGUGAGGCAUAAGAACUUGGUGGGUCUAGUUGGGUACUGCGCUGAACGUGAUCGAAGGAUGCUUGUGUAUGAAUACGUUGAAAAUGGGAACUUGGAGCAAUGGCUGCAUGGUGAUGUUGGGCCUGUUAGUCCUCUUACGUGGGAUAUAAGAAUGAAGAUUGCAAUAGAAACGGCAAAAGGGUUAGCUUAUUUGCAUGAAGGGCUAGAACCUAAAGUUGUGCAUCGUGAUGUAAAAUCAAGUAAUAUUCUUCUGGACAAAAAGUGGAACCCAAAAGUAUCCGAUUUUGGAUUAGCCAAACUCUUGGGAUCUGAGGCAAGCUAUGUGACUACACGUGUCAUGGGGACAUUUGGUUAUGUAUCCCCGGAAUAUGCAAGCACAGGCAUGCUUAAUGAGGGAAGUGAUGUCUAUAGUUUUGGAGUUCUACUCAUGGAGAUAAUUACCGGGAGAAGCCCGAUUGAUUAUUCUAGGCCACCUGGAGAGAUGAACUUAGUUGAUUGGUUCAAAGGUAUGGUAGCAAGUCGUCGUGUAGAAGAACUUGUGGAUCCGUUGAUUGAAGUUCAACCCUCAUCUAGAGCUUUGAAACGAGCAUUGCUUGUUUGUCUCCGCUGUAUAGAUUUGGAUGCCAAUAAGCGCCCAAAAAUGGGGCAGAUUGUUCAUAUGCUUGAGGCAGAUGACUUUCCUUUCUGCUCUGAUCACCGGCCUGUGCAGGAGAGAGAUACUGUUCCAUCCUCUGUGCGAACGUCCAUGAAAGUGGCACUUCUGAAGCACGUUGAGAAUGUUAAUAUAGAGAAAUCGAGAUGAAGACAUUAUGGUUCCUGAGGUAGAUUAUGUUGUAGAAUAAGUUUUUCAUUAGUUCACAUGAAAAUAUUACAUGCCUUGUAUGUGCAUAUAUGCAUAUAUAAUUUUGCUUACUUAGAUACUUUUUGUCGAUACACUGCGGCAUUUUAGAUUUCAACGAGCCUUGUAAAUACGCACUCGCCUUUCAAUAAUUUGAUGUAUGCCAGUCUGUUUAAGGAUGUCAAUCCUCUUACAUUGAUGAAACCUUGACAUACUUGGUGUCUGCCAAAGACUUGUUACACUUGUUUAAAUUCGAGUGACAAUCGUUUUUUUUUUUUUUCACUUCUGCAACAUGUUCCGAGCACCAAUUAUUAACUAAUAAGCAUCUGUAACUGCAGGUAAGUUCUUUAGAGUUUCUGCUUUGACAUUCAUGGUAUUUGAUGUGAGCAGAGGUGUAAAACUUCUUUC